This is a messenger RNA of Striga asiatica, 483 nucleotides long. Lineage: Eukaryota; Viridiplantae; Streptophyta; Magnoliopsida; Lamiales; Orobanchaceae. The record is from the annotation of a GenBank genome assembly.
AUGGAGUCGGCACUUGAGUUGUUGCUGGGGAAUCAGCAUAUGAACGAGUUAAAGGAUAAUUUGGGGAAAAUGUGUGAAAGAAAUAAUUUGGGAGCUUACGUCGAGAUUUACCAAACAUUAAUCUGCCAUUCUCUCUUGGUUUUGGCGCAUACACGACAUCCUCCGGUUCUGGUGGUCGGCGGCGGGGCAGGCGGUGAGUCGAGGAAAUGGCGGCGUACGGAAACAGAGGGCAAUCGAUCGAGACGGGCCACGUCUACAUCAAAUCGGCAUCCUGAGAGACGGACGACUGACGGAGAACUUCGAAUCAGAGGCGGAGAUAACGUCCCUGGGCAUAGUUGCUCGAUCUCCUCAACGCUGGUCAUUCAUGGCGGGUUAUUGCGCGAAGGGAGAACUCCCGGCGUGAAUGCUCGACUGGUAGCAGAUCCUGGGCGAGCUAUUCGUGAACAACCGAGAGGCCCGAUUCCGGGAGGCUACAAUCGGUGA